AUGGAUAAUCGAAGCCAUGGGCGAUGCUCGCCGCCGCGUCUUGUCCAUCUCGUUGCCUCCGCCCUCCUCUUCCUGUGCGUAGCCCCCACCCCGGCGGCGAGUCAUCACCAUGGCGGGCCUGACACCGGCGUGCACAAGAACUUCCUCAUCAUCGUGCGCAGGCCGUACGAGUACGACACGAACGUGUACAAGAACGUGUCGAGCUGGCACGCGUCGCUCCUGGCCGAGGUGUGCGACAUGGCCAAGGAGGCGCUGGAGAACGACCCGUCCUCCGUGACCCGGCUCAUCUACUCCUACCGCAACGUCGUCAAUGGCUUCUCCGCCCGGUUGACGACGGAGGAGCUGGAGGAGAUGUCCAAGAAAGAUUGGUUCGCCAAGGCGUACCCUGAGAAGACGUACCAGCUCAUGACCACGCACACGCCCAAGAUGCUGGGGCUCAUGGGCGAGGGCCGCGAUGGGGCCGGCGUGUGGAACACCAGCAACAUGGGCGAGGGCAUCAUCAUCGGUGUCCUCGACGACGGCAUCUACGCUGGGCACCCCUCGUUCGAUGCGGCGGGGAUGAAGCCACCGCCGGAGAAGUGGAAUGGGCGGUGCGAUUUCAACAAUACGGUGUGCAACAACAAGCUCAUCGGCGCGCGGUCCUUCUUCGAGUCGGCCAAAUGGAAGUGGAAGGGCCUCGACGAUCCGGUGCUUCCGAUCAACGAGGGCCAGCACGGGACGCACACGUCCAGCACGGCGGCCGGCGCGUUUGUGCCCGGCGCGAAUAUCUCAGGCAACGCGGUGGGCACGGCAGCCGGCAUGGCGCCCCGUGCGCAUAUCGCCUUCUACCAGGUGUGCUUCGAGCAGAAGGGGUGCGAUCGGGAUGACAUACUGGCGGCGGUCGACGAGGCCAUCGAGGACGGCGUCGACGUGCUCUCUCUUUCGCUUGGUGGGAACCCGGGCGCUGACUUCUCGGAGGACCCCGUGUCGCUCGGAGGGUACACCGCUGCCCUGAACGGCGUGUUCGUCAGCACGGCCGCUGGCAACAUUGGCCCUAACCCGGCAACCCUCUCCAACGGGGCACCAUGGCUUCUCACCGUGGGAGCAAGCACCACCGACAGGAGGUUUGCGGCCACCGUGAUGCUCGGCAGCGACCUUGAACUCGACGGCGAGUCGCUCAGCGAGCCCAAGGACUACGGUAAAGAGAUGCGGCCGUUGGUGCGCGACGUGGGCGACGGCCAGUGCACAAGCGAGAGCGUGUUGACGGCACAGAACAUCACCGGGAAGAUCAUCAUUUGCGAGGCAGGCGGUGGCAUGAGCACCGCCAAGGCCAAGACGGUGCUCCGAGCAGGCGCUUUUGGCAUGAUCGUCGUCGCCCCUGAGGUGUUCGGUCCCGUGAUCGUCCCGAGGCCGCACGUCCUGCCGACGGUGCAAGUCCCCUACGCUGUCGGGCAGAAGAUCAAGUCCUACCUCCAGAGCGAGCGUAGCCCCACAGCCAACUUAAUCUUCAAAGGAACGUUAUUCGACACCCCACGGUCGCCCAUGAUGGCGCCGUUCUCGUCGCGGGGGCCGAACGUGAAGAGCCGGGGAAUACUGAAACCCGACAUCAUCGGCCCUGGAGUGAACGUGCUCGCGGGUGUCCCAGGCGUCGCAGACAUGGUGUUAGAGCCCAAGGCAGAGAUGCCCAAGUUCGACAUCAAAUCUGGCACCUCCAUGUCGUGCCCGCACCUCGCCGGGGUCGCCGCGCUGUUGAAGAACGCGCACCCAACAUGGUCGUCGGCGGCCAUCAAGUCUGCGCUGAUGACGACCACUGAAACCAACGACAACACCAAGAAACCUAUCGCCGACGUGGACGGCACCCAGGCGACGUACUUUGCCACGGGCGCCGGGCACGUGAACCCGAAGAAAGCCAUGGACCCGGGGCUCGUGUACAACCUGUCGGCGUCGGACUACAUCCCGUACCUGUGCGGGCUCAACUACACGGACCAGCAGGUGAACUCGAUCAUCCACCCGGAGCCGCCGGUGAACUGCGAAAAGCUAACAAAACUCCAAGAGAAGGACCUCAACUACCCGUCAAUCACGGUCAUCGUCGACAACGCGGACACCAUCGUGAACGCGAGCCGAGCGGUGACCAACGUCGGCGUGGCGAGCUCAACGUACACCGUGGAGGUUGAAGUGCCGAAAUCGGUGACGGUGGAGGUGCUGCCGCCAGAGCUGACGUUCAAGGAGCUGGAGGAGGUCUUGAACUACACCGUCACCGUCAAGGCGUCGUCUGUGCCGGACGGCGCGAUUGAAGGGCAGCUGAAGUGGGUGUCCAGCAAGCACAUCGUGCGCAGCCCGAUCCUAAUCUUGCCAGGCACCGGGGAGGAGGGCACGGCGGAGGCUCCAGCGCCUUCAGCCUAA
Lolium rigidum is the source of this 2382-nucleotide messenger RNA. Its product is annotated as subtilisin-like protease 1. The coding region runs from base 1 to 2382 and encodes 793 amino acids. The record is from RefSeq and is a predicted model, not a curated record. Gene Ontology annotation, biological process: proteolysis. NCBI's taxonomy places the organism in Eukaryota, Viridiplantae, Streptophyta, Magnoliopsida, Poales, Poaceae. The transcript has a single exon. Gene Ontology annotation, molecular function: serine-type endopeptidase activity.